GCUGGCCUUUCUCGCACGAUGAUGGCCCAUGAGGACGUUGGCGCGUAUUACAAGGACAUCAUGUACCUCCUCGAGUUCCCAAAGACGGCGUCCAUGACACGCGUCUUCACGGCCAAGGACGAAGCGGCUAUCCGCGCGCUGCCUGCCUGGGACCUCUCGCGCUACCACCAGCCACGCACCACGACCAUCGUCGCCGCCGCCGACCUGGCGUUCGACACAACCGCCUUUGAUACGUUUGUCAAUACGACGCUUGUCAAGCGUGUCAAGACAGCGCUAGCACCCGAAGGUCCGUUCCACGCUGCGCUUGCCCACAUUGCGUUCGACUCUGUCGGCGACGCGCAGUCGUUUGGGGCUGCGCACCGGCCACCGGGCACGUUUGGCACAUUAUACGUCGCGCUACCGCGUCAUGUGCGUGGCGGUGAGGUCGAGUUCAGUCGCGGUUACGACCAUAACAAGUGGCUGCAGCCUCGACGCGCAGAUGCACCGCAGCACUCGUACGCUGCGUGCUACCGCAACUCGCACGUCACGGCGGCUGCCAUCACCGAGGGCGACCGCGUCCUCCUCGUGUAUAACCUCGUGUACACCGACUCGUCGGCGCACACCCGCGACUACCCUGCGUCCAUUGACGAGGCUGCAACGCACCUUCGCAAGCUUGGCGCCAAGGACCAUGGCAUCUUUGAGGUACUGCAAGGCUGCCCUGUCCAGCAGGGCACCUCGUUCGAGACGCUCUCGGGGCUACCCAAAGACCUUUUGACCGCCUUGCUACGGUCCCGUGUCUAUGAUGUGGCACUGGCAACGCUCCCGCCUCCUUGA
Molecule: messenger RNA, 813 nt
Organism: Saprolegnia diclina VS20
Lineage: Eukaryota; Oomycota; Saprolegniomycetes; Saprolegniales; Saprolegniaceae
Exons: 2
Coding region: 19-813 (264 amino acids)
Source: RefSeq, a predicted model, not a curated record